Messenger RNA from Oxyura jamaicensis (ruddy duck), 6424 nucleotides. It is a transcript of the gene PPM1E, whose product is annotated as protein phosphatase, Mg2+/Mn2+ dependent 1E. The record is from RefSeq and is a predicted model, not a curated record. The coding region runs from base 106 to 2307 and encodes 733 amino acids. Gene Ontology annotation, molecular function: protein serine/threonine phosphatase activity; cation binding. Lineage: Eukaryota; Metazoa; Chordata; Aves; Anseriformes; Anatidae. The transcript has 7 exons. Gene Ontology annotation, biological process: negative regulation of protein kinase activity; protein dephosphorylation.
GGGAGCGCGCGCGGGCGCGCAGGCGGGCGGGAGGCGGGAGGCGGGCAGGGAGCUCUCUGCGGGCGCAGUGCUGAUCCGCCGCCGGGCGGCCGGGAAUGCGAAGCGAUGGCCGCGGGCGGCUCGGGCAGUAACAGCGGCGGCGGAGGAGGCGCGGAGGAGAAGAGCUACCGCCGCUUCCUCGAGCUGUUCUUGGGAGAGUUCCGCGGGCCCUUCGGGGCAGAGCCGGCGGCGCCGGUGCCUUCCCCCCCCACGCCGCCUCCCGCUGCCGACGCCGCGGCCGCCGAGGAGCCCGGGGCCGAGGGAGAGGAGGCGGCGGCGGCGGCGGCGGGCGCCGAGGCAGAGGCAGAGGAAGGAGACGCCGGCGACCCUCAGGCGGCCGCCCCGCCGCAGCCGCCUCCCCCGCCGCUGCCCCCGCUGCCCCGGCCGCUCUCGGAGUACAUCACGGAGGAGGAGGUGGAGGGCGAGUGCCUGGACCUCUGCUUGCAGCAGCUGUACAAGUAUAACUGCCCUUCGUUUCUGGCCGCUGCUUUAGCUAGAGCAACUUCAGAUGAAGUCCUUCAGAGUGAUCUUUCAGCACACUACUUACCAAAGCACGUGGACAAUGCCGAUGGGAUCAUACAGAUCGAGACAGUGAAGCUAGCCCGCUUAGUUUUUAGCAAACUCCAUGAGAUCUGCAGCAACUGGGUGAAAGACUUUCCACUCCAGCCGAAGCCGCACCGCUACUACGAGACGUCCAUCCACGCCAUCAAGAACAUGCGCAGGAAAAUGGAAGACAAGCACGUCUGCAUUCCAGACUUCAACAUGCUCUUCAACCUUGAGGACCAAGAAGAGCAAGCUUAUUUUGCAGUGUUCGAUGGUCACGGGGGAGUGGAUGCUGCCAUCUAUGCCUCCAUCCACCUCCAUGUGAACAUGGUCCAUCAGGAGAUGUUUCAGCAUGACCCCGCAGAGGCGCUGUGCCGAGCUUUCCGUGUGACCGAUGAGCGUUUUGUCCAGAAGGCAGCCAGAGAGAGUCUGCGUUGUGGAACCACCGGGGUGGUGACUUUCAUCCGAGGAAAUAUGUUGCAUGUGGCUUGGCUUGGAGACUCCCAGGUUAUGCUUGUGAGGAGAGGCCAAGCUGUGGAGCUGAUGAAACCCCACAAACCAGAUCGAGAGGAUGAGAAGAAACGCAUUGAGGCCCUUGGUGGCUGUGUGGUCUGGUUUGGAGCCUGGAGGGUGAAUGGGAGCCUGUCAGUCUCCAGAGCUAUUGGGGACGCUGAGCACAAGCCAUAUAUCUGUGGGGAUGCAGACUCUGCCUCCACUGUACUAGAUGGCUCUGAAGACUACCUCAUUUUAGCCUGCGACGGCUUCUAUGACACAGUCAAUCCCGAUGAGGCAGUCAAAGUGGUGGCUGACCAUCUCAAGGAGAAUAAUGGUGACAGCAGCAUGGUAGCACAUAAAUUAGUGGCAUCCGCUCGCGAUGCCGGUUCCAGCGACAACAUUACUGUCAUUGUGGUAUUUCUCAGGGACAUGAAUGCAGCAGUCAGCAUUAGUGAGGAGUCGGACUGGACAGAGAACUCUUUUCAAGGCGGGCAAGAAGACAGUGGGGAAGAUAAGGAAAACCAUGGAGACUGCAAACGACCGUGGCCCCAGCACCAAUGCUCAGCACCUGCAGACCUAGGGUAUGACGGACGAGUGGAUUCCUUCACUGAUAGAACUAGCUUAAGCAUAGGGUCCAGCAUUAACCCGUUUGAUAAUCAAGGCUAUUUAGACCUGACAAAAACAGAAACUAGUACACCUAAGAGUGCCAAAUACCUGCCACCAAUUCAAGUGUUUAGUCCUGGUAUACCAAAGAAUGCGAAUUUGAUGAAUGGUUUAACAGAGAAGAAUGAAUCACCAGAGAGCACCGCAUCAUCAGUUUGUGGACAGAGUGAUCUCAGCACUCCUCUUAGUUUGUGUGCUGCAGGGCAGAGCAUCUACAGGGGGAAGGGUUUGUCUCCGAUCUUCUUUGGGCUGGAAGAUGAACUGUUCAGGUCCUUGGGAAAACGAGUUGCGUUCUUUCAUUUCCGGUUCUGUAACGGGAAGAGGCAACGAGGAGCCAGGCUCAAACCAAAGUUUCACCCGCCCCUCUUGGCUCGUGAGCCUUCCCACAGAGAAGGAUCGGGUCUGUCCUUGCCUGUCCGAAGCCGCAGUAACACCAGGUUGUUGGUAAGACACUCCCCGUGGUGGAGGCUGGCUAGGCAUAACGCUUACCCUGAGAGCAUGUUUUCGAUGCGAAGACAAAGUAAUUGUAUACCAGAUUCGUACCUUCAUCAAUGCUGUAAAAUGUAACCGUCCCCCUUGUGUUCCCCUUCAGACUCCCCUAGUAGACAUUCCCAAAAUAAACUGGCAUCAUCAGGAAGCAAAAAAAAAGGUGGGCAUUUCAGAACUGUACUACAAUCCCCUGCAAAGCUCAAACCACGUGUAAAUAGACCUAGGAAUUAACAAAUGUAGUUGUUCCAAUCUCAACAAAGUUUGCUGGUGGUGCCACCCUGAGCAAUGCCACAGCCACCCCCACACACGAGUAUCCAGCCACAUUCACUAGCGAGAGCCGAGCCGCUGGGGCACUGAACAGACACUGGUAGGGAACAGUCCUUGAGCCUGCAGGAAGGUGAGCCCGAACCCGCCCGGGAGGUGUCUGGAGCAAUACGUCAGGAAGGGUUCUGGUUGAGAACUGCCAAAUUUUGUAGAGUGGGGGGGAAGUUUCCAUAGAAGUCCAGGUUGUGUGGGUUAUUUUGUGUUCUGCUUUGUUUAUUUCAGGCUAGCAUUAAGAAUCAGAAAAUUACAUCCACUUUUGCAGGUAAAAGACUAAAAGCCAUACAAGGUUUUACCAGGUAACUUAGGAAUGGCCAAACUAAGCUCCUGCCGCUCUGUUCUCAGACUCCGAUUGAGGUACAGACUCAUAAUUUACCUAUUUUUUUUUUUCCUGUAACAUAAAAUGUGGAAUAUGAAGAAAACUUUUUUGUAGUUUUUAAAAAAUAUAUUUCCUAUGGCUAGGGGUACAGCAUAGGGAAUUUCGUAUCUUUCUGGUGCUUUUAGUGGCAUUUUUCUUGUUUGUCAGUUUAGGAAACUGUUCUCAAUUAGUUUUAAUCAAAUGUAAUUGUGCUUAAUGCUUUGAGCCAACCUCUUUCCACCAUAACUUCAUCUCAGGUCUUAAAGCAAACCCAUGUCUGUGGAGACGUUCGGUACAAUGCUCACCCAGUCAAACCAGAGAGCUGCUUGCUAGGAAUAAUGAGCAAUUUGAUGAGCUGUUUGGUUUCAGUAAUGAUUUCUGGAUGGCAAAGACGUAAGUUAAUAUAAAGUUGCAGCAUGAAGGAUGGUAAGAUGCUGUGUCUACAAGGAGCAUUAGUGCUGCAAUUUGGUGAUUUCCAGAAUGCGUCAGAACGGGUGCCGGGCUGCCGGCGCAAUCCGGAGUGAAUGCAGAUGAGCAGGGGAUGUGCUUGGGGUUUGGAGCAGAGGGUAAAAUCCGCUGACAAUCCGGGGCUCUGCUUUGGUUAAACCCGAAUUCAGAAGGAAGAGUGAGGAGUGUCAGUUGUCCUUGUGUUAAUAGGCAGAGCCCUGCUCCUGGAACUCCGAAACAAACGGUACCCACCAGCUCUGCCCUAGCCCUGAGGCACUGUUAACCCUUACGGGAGCAUUAAGGUAGGACCUAAGUAAGCAGACUGUUCCCAUCAGCUCCACUAAAUGCACAUCCCGUUCCUCUCAUUCGUUACGCUGAGACAUUUGGAAUAGUAUGAAUAAAGUAAGUCUUCAUAAGCAUUUAUUGUACAUCAUUUUAGCAGUAACAAUUUAAUAACAGUGUUAGUAUUUAGCUAGAAUUUGCAAAGUAUUUUAAUAUUAUAAGUAGUCAGGAGAUUAUUCAACACGAUGAGAUGGCAAGGUUUGAAUUCUGCCAAUUUCCGCUUCUUCGAUCUUUGAUGCACUAUUUAAAAAGCAAUUUGAUGAAUAGCAAAAGGCUUUGUGAGUAACCAGGAGUUGGAGUGUGGCUUUAGAUUCCUUUGAUCUUUUUCAGAGUUUUCUUUUUUGUUUUUUCCUUUUAUCUUAUGGGAUCAUUGGCUCUUAUCUGUCAUCUUAUUAAGCCUUAGCUGUUGUCAUCAUUCUCUUUAGCUGCAGCAUAUGUUCCAAGUCAGAUUUACUAAGGAAAUUUGAGAAACAGUAAAAUAUGCAACUCUGGGGCAUCUCUGUGGUGCCUUUGUUUUAAAUUAUUCGCAGUAAUAACGAUGCAUUGAAAGUCCAUCUUACAGCGUGCUUCUGAGAGAAAGGUGGUGUAAGUGCAAUUGUUUGUAUGAGUAAUCCGAAUGACAAAAUGUUACGAAUGAUAAACUUCUUCCCAGUCUGCAGGAGCAGUUGAAGAGCACUGGACUGCAUGUGUGCUGUUUUGGGAAGGAUAUAGCUUUUUAGGUGUGGAUUCAUACAUGAUAAUUCUGCUACUCAUACCAUUUAUCUUGCUAGGAGAAAAAUCUACCAUCGUAGUUCCAGUGUGGUCAGGUAAAAAACAUUGUAUAGAUAGCAAGUGUUCAUUUCUUCACUAAAUGCAUAUUUAUAGAGUAGAUAGGAACCAUUUGUAAGGUAAGUCCUUUCAAGUUCUAUAAUAUUAAAAGUAGUGGUUAUUGGUCUGAUAUAUGCUGCUCUUGACUCUACACACUAGACAAAAAAGCAGUGCUUUGUGAAAUGCAGUGUUUUCUCUUAAUGCCACUGGUGAUAGGAAGUAGUUCUCUUCAGUUCAAAAUCCUGUGCCCUUACUUGCUGCUUGCUAACGUAAGCAAUAAUCCCCCUCUAACGGUAUCUAAGUGUUCUGUAUCUCGUACUUUGAGUGUCUAGCUGGUGACAAUGUAAAAAUAUUAGGCUAAUAUACAAGUAUCUAAUUGUAUUUAUUAACUGUUGCUACUGAGAUUGUCUGUGACCUGUGUUUUGUAUUUUUAUUGUGCAUCUUAGUGGUGGUGAAAUUUGUAUAACGAAUCUUUCCAAUAAAGAGCUGAAGUAUCCCUUUUCACGUUAACACAACCCGCAUCAGUUUCAGUUUACGUGUUAAGCGUGUUUGCAGAACUAGGAGGUAGGUAGUGAAAACUUUUUUUUUUUAAUUAUGUUGGUUUUGAGAAAUGGGCUUCAGGCUCUUUGCCUGAAGCUCCUCAAAGCUCACUCGUAAGCUAUUCACUGUGAGUACUAGAGGGAUUCACUCAAUCCCAACUCUGAUAGUUUCCUGUGCACACUUUUUAAAUGUGCAACUCUGAGGAAUGUCUGCGUUGCAGAGAGCAGUAUAGCACCAGACCAGGGAGCUGUUAACCCAUUUCGAUUUGCACUAAAGGUGGGUGGAAACGCAUGUAUAUAACUUUUUUCUUUUACCUAGAAGUGCCAUCAAUUGUCCUUGCAAGUUAAAACCAUUCAGUAUUUGAUUUUAGAUUGCAUUGUAACACUGAAGGACAAUAUCAGAGCAGCCUAACUUACGCCACAUUUAUAGUGGUACAUCGUCAUAGAAACUCCACUCUGUUUUUGGAACACUGUGUGUCAGUGAGAAAUGCAUGUCCUAUGGGCAGAUACGAUGAGGCAUAACGAGUUCUGUGUUUAUAGACAUGACUGCUGUAGUUCAGGUCCACUAUCUCCUCACUAAAUCCUCCCUACCCUGGCAAUGUUCUGCAGAAAAAAAAUGAGAAAGAUUGGUCUAAAUUAGGGGCUGUUUUAGCACAAUUUAUUCACUCAGCACUAGUCACGUAAACAAAGCCAUCGAAGGGGAUACCGCAGCUUUGUUCAUGCCUGUAAUCUAGGGCAAUCUUUCUUUAAUUCACACCCUCUUUGCAACAGGAACAAAACUUUCUACCCUUGUAUCGUGCAAUAAGUAAGAAUGAAGCACUAACACAACCUCUGACUUAAAUGUUCAUACUUUUUUUCCAGUCCCUGAUAAGCAGGCGAUCGCACUAUACUUGCCAGCACUAAAGCUAAAGAAAAAACUAAAUCCCACCUCUUAGGGUCUAGUACAACUCUUGUAUGUCGCAAUUACAUCGUGUUAGCGUUUUCUUUUUUUUUUUUUUCCUUCUCCCUCUCCUUCACUCUAGAAGACAUCUUAAAACAAGAACAGGGGAAGUUGGCUGAGAUCACCCUGAGUACUUCUACGCCCAAACGCGUAUUUGUGUAGAUAGCCAGGUGUGUUGUCAGUUGCUGCACUGGGUGCUCCUGUUGAGCUAUCUGUAUUACCUUGUUCACGAAACUAACAUGUUCUUUAUAAAGUGAAUAAAUUAAAGCUAAUCCUUUAACAGUGUUGGGACUUUCCAUUUGCAAUCUUGUUCUACAGUUCACAUCUGAGUUUAUAGUUAUAACCAUGUAUUAGUCAUCCAUAUUUUAUUUAUGCUGUUUAUACAGAACAACUGUUGAAGUUUUACCAAUAUCUUAAAUAAAACAGUAAUUUAAACCACAA